Messenger RNA from Aspergillus calidoustus, 1515 nucleotides. The record is from the annotation of a GenBank genome assembly. Lineage: Eukaryota; Fungi; Ascomycota; Eurotiomycetes; Eurotiales; Aspergillaceae.
AUGGCGGAUAAGGCUCUAUCAGAGCAUGUCGAGGAGAGAAAGAGUCAGGCGCCUACCGAGACUAAUUCGAUGACAAUGAAAGGAAACCAACCGCCAUCAGACUUCGACCCUGCUGCCGAAGCACGGUUGAAGCUGAAAAUCGACCUUUAUAUCCUCCCGACAGUGGCGCUCAUGUACCUGUUUUGUUUCAUCGACAGAGCGAAUAUCGGCAAUGCAAGACUCGCGGGCCUUGAAGAGGACCUCAACAUGUCGGGCUACGACUACAAUACCCUCCUCUCAGUCUUUUACAUCUCCUACAUCGUGUUCGAGCUCCCAUCGAAUAUCGCCUGCAAAUGGAUCGGACCAGGCUGGUUUAUCCCGGGCUUGACACUCGCCUUUGGAAUCUGUUCGAUCGGCACCGCCUUUGUCCACACCUUUGACGCUGCCUGCGGCGUCCGUUUCCUACUUGGAGUCUUCGAGGCGGGAAUGAUGCCCGGCAUCUCAUACUACCUCUCUCGAUGGUAUAGAAAAAGGGAACUUGCCUUCCGCCUCUCAAUGUACAUCGUCAUGGCCCCCCUCGCCGGCGCGUUCGGAGGUCUUCUUGCAUCGGCGAUUCUAAACCUCGAGUCCUUUGGCAGCCUCAAGGACUGGCGCAUGAUCUUCGCAAUCGAAGGCAUAAUAACCGUGGGCAUUGCCCUCAUCGCCUUCCUAACCCUAACCGACCGCCCCGAAACAGCGCGCUGGCUCACCGAGGAAGAAAAAGCCCUUGCCAUUGCGCGCGUCGUAUCUGAAAUCGAACACACAGGGCAAACCGUUGUCCUAGACAAACUCGACAAGACGAAACUUCUCCGCGGGAUCCUCAACCCCGUCGUCCAAGCUACAUCGUGGGUCAUGCUGUUCGCAACAGUAACAGUGCAGGGUCUCGCUUUCUUCUCUCCCACCAUCGUGCGCACAAUCUACCCGGAGAAAAGCGUCACGGCACAACAACUCCAGACCGUCCCGCCGUACAUCGUCGGCGCUGUAUUCACACUUUUAAUACCAUAUCUCAGCGGCCGCCUCGACCGCCGCCUCAUUUUCUUCAUCAGCACCCCACUUCUGAUGGUAACAGGGUACACGAUCUUCCUCGCAACUGACAACGCGCGGGCUCGCUACGGCGCAACAUUCCUCAUCGCCAGCGGCUCCUUCCCACUAGGUGUGCUCUGCAACGCACACGGGGCUGCGAGCGUGGUUAGCGACACAGCCCGGGCGUCCGCAAUCGGACUUGUCGUCAUGUUCGGCAAUAUCGGCGGGCUGAUCGCGACGUGGUCGUUUCUGCCGUUCGAUGGGCCAAAUUAUCCGAUUGGAAAUGGGUUGAAUCUGGCGACGGCGGCGGCGUGUUUUUUCAUUAGUGUGGGGUUGUUUUGGUGGUGUCGGUGGGAUAAUCAGAGGAGGGAUGCGGUUGGGGAUGUUGAGGGGGAUAGAGUGUUGGAUGGGUUGGAGCAGAGGCAGGUGGGGGAUUUGGAGUGGAGGCAUCCGUUUUUCAGGUGGAGGAUUUGA